UGCAAUGUAUUUUAAUAAGUUUACCAACGACUUUAAUGUAUACUGUUAUUUUGAUAAAGCUACUUACAUGCCAAUUUAACAGCAAGAAGAUUAAACAUCUCACUGAUCAAUUAUAUAUCGAUUGGAAACAUUUGAAAAGCCCGGAAGAACAUGAAAUUAUGAAAAUGUAUGCAGCAAGAGCAAGAUUGAUUUCUUUGAUUUAUUCCUCGUAUUAUUUUAUAUGUUGUCCAAUGUUUAUAUUUACUAGCCUUAUACCGAAGAUAUUAGAUAUUGUAUUACCUCUCAACGAAUCUCGCCCUAUGUUAAUGCCUAACGAAGCUCACUAUUUUGUUAGCGACGACAGAGAAUAUUUCUAUUACAUUUUUUUUCAUGUUUUUAUAUCUACAUUCAUAAUUUUAACGGGUUUACUCGCGCAUGAUUGUGUGAUCUUGACUUACACCGAACAUGUUUGCGGAAUCUUCGCUGUGGCUGGAUUUCGUUUCGAAAACUUGGCACGUAAUACGGACAUAAAAAAUGAUAAGAUAGAUAUACAAUCAAAAGAUGUACAAUGUCAGAUAUACACUCAAAAAAUAGCAUUAUCCGUUCACGCACAUUGGAGAGCUUUACAAUACGCAGAGUUUCUGAAAAAUACUUUUUCCGUCACUUUAGUUAUACAAAUGUUCAUAGUUAUUGUAGCAAUGAGUGUCACUUUGCUGCAAAUGGCAAUACAAUUGGAGAUUAUUGAAACAACGAGAUACAUGGCAUUUGUUACUGGUCAAUUGAUCCAUAUAUUCUGCUUCAGUCUGCAAGGCCAAAGACUGAUAGACCAUAGUUUACAAAUGCAUGAUAAAAUAUAUAAGUGUUCCUGGUACAAAAUACCCGUGAAAUCGCAAAGACUGCUCUUAAACAUCAUGAGAAGAAGCUUGCAACCGAAUAUUUUAAGCGCUGGUAGAAUAUACGUUUUUUCAUUGAAAAACUUCAUGACGGUUCUACAAUCUUCGGUGUCAUAUUUUACCGUACUCGCAUCUUUCUAAUAAUGAAUGGUCGAUAAAUGGAAAUAGUAUUUCUGUAAACGUAUAAUAAUGUU
Messenger RNA from Camponotus floridanus (Florida carpenter ant), 1066 nucleotides. RefSeq lists its product as uncharacterized. The record is from RefSeq and is a predicted model, not a curated record. Gene Ontology annotation, molecular function: odorant binding; olfactory receptor activity. Gene Ontology annotation, cellular component: plasma membrane. The coding region runs from base 36 to 1013 and encodes 325 amino acids. Lineage: Eukaryota; Metazoa; Arthropoda; Insecta; Hymenoptera; Formicidae. The transcript is spliced from 8 exons. Gene Ontology annotation, biological process: sensory perception of smell; detection of chemical stimulus involved in sensory perception of smell.